This is a messenger RNA of Gadus macrocephalus (Pacific cod), 10784 nucleotides long. RefSeq lists its product as uncharacterized. The transcript is spliced from 69 exons. Gene Ontology annotation, molecular function: cysteine-type endopeptidase activity; protein binding. The record is from RefSeq and is a predicted model, not a curated record. Lineage: Eukaryota; Metazoa; Chordata; Actinopteri; Gadiformes; Gadidae. The coding region runs from base 643 to 10641 and encodes 3332 amino acids. Gene Ontology annotation, biological process: signal transduction; proteolysis; regulation of apoptotic process.
GGAGGGGCAAUGGGGAGUAAUACGAAUGAUAACUGUCACCAACGUUUUUGGGCCUUCUAAAGUGGUUGGUCAGUACUGUAGAAUUGAAAUGGAAAAUUACUAAAUAUACACUCAGUUCAGAAUCACUGUCCUUGUGUUCUGUAGACUUCUGAUGUAACUUCACUCCUGUAUUCUACGUUCAUCCCCUCACCUCAUCGCAUGAAUUAACUGUUAACUCUGUUUUGGGACUUUUCAGAUUGCAUAACAUUUUACGCGGUGUUGUUCAUAUUAACAUGUUGCUGCUUGUGUUGGCUUUAUUAAUAAAACUAUCAGUAGGAAGCCUGUUUCUGGUAGAACUACAUUUUUUUUAUACUGCUACGCGUUGUCAAAAUAUAUUUACCAGGAAGGAAAUUUGAUCUAUAACUGCGGUAUAGUUUUAUCUGGAGAGGUUUAUUUGGGUUGCUACAGUGUGACAACAAUUAGGUGGAGUAGAUAAAACCUGUUGGCCUGCAUGCAUGAAACACGUCAUGAAAGAGAAUAUUCUAACCAAUGAAAAACAACGCAAGAUAGAGGAAGUUGGUGAGGUCAAAACAAAGCAGAUUCAAAUUGGGUUAGGGUUAGUGCAUCUGAACAAAGUCACGUAGUCCACGCCGACCCAGAACUAUGGCAGGCAGCAACACUGAAACCCGCUCCGCAGGGCAGGCUCUGACCGAUAAGGAGCUCAUGAAGGUGGCCGAAACGCUGGGACAGGAGUGGGAGCAGGCGGCCCUCCACCUGGGGCUGAAGACCAAAGAUCUGGAGGACAUCAAGGCAGAACAUAGACCUGUGGCCAUGCAGAAGCAGAAGAUGUUGGUGCUGUGGAAGCGCCGAAGACUACCAGGAAAGGCCACAGCUCAUGACCUGCUGAGAGGUCUGGAAGACCUGGAGGACCUACCGGUCGAGACUCGUCAGUUAUUGUCAGGGGAGCUUAAGAGGAUCCGUUCUGAAUUUGCGGAGAGAGUUUCAAACCCAGUUAUCAAACGUCUCCUGGAUUACCUUUAUGAGCGGAAGGUGUUCAGUACUGAGGAAAAGGACACUGUGAUGGAGAACCACAAGACCAGAGCAGACCAAGCACGGUGUCUGAUCGACAUGGUGAUCCAGAAAGGGGAGAGAGCAAGUCAGAUAAUGAUCGAUCGUAUGAAGAAGAGGGACAAGCACUUAUCCUCAACCCUGGGUCUGAUCUCUUCUCCUGCUGGUGUGGGUCUUAAAGAGGACAAGACGGUGGUAAAGCCAAGGAAAGAAAAAAGAGGGGAGCUUCAAAGGAUCCAUUAUGAAUUUGUGAAGACAGUUAAAAUCGCAGUUAUCAGAGGUCUCCUGGAUGACCUUUUGCAGCAGAAAGUGUUCAGUACUGAGGAGAAAGACUCUGUGAUGGAGAAGAAGAAGAUCAAAACGGACAUGGCAAGGUGUCUGAUCGACAUGGUUAUCGGGAAAGGGGAGAAACAAAGUCGGAUAAUGAUUAAAAAUAUGAAGAAGAGGGACCCUGACUUAUGCUCCACCCUGGGUCUGAUCUCUUCUCCUGCUGGUGUGGGACAAAUAUCCGUUAAGACGGUGGCAAAGCCAAGGACACAAAAAAAAGGGGAGCUUCAAAGGAUCCAUUCUGAAUUUGUGAAGACAGUUAAAAUCGCAGUUAUCAGAGGUCUCCUGGAUGACCUUUUGCAGCAGAAAGUGUUCAGUACUGAGGACAAAGACUCUGUGAUGGAGAAGAAGAAGAUCAAAACGGACAUGGCAAGGUGUCUGAUCGACAUGGUUAUCGGGAAAGGGGAGAAACAAAGUCGGAUAAUGAUUGAAAGUAUGAAGAAGAGGGACCCUGACUUAUGCUCCACCCUGGGUCUGAUCUCUUCUCCUGCUGGUGUGGGACAAAUAUCCGAUAAGACGGUGGUAAAGCCAAGGACACAAAACAAAGGGGAGCUUCAAAGGAUCCAUUCUGAAUUUGUGAAGACAGUUAAAAUCGCAGUUAUCAGAGGUCUCCUGGAUGACCUUUUGCAGCAGAAAGUGUUCAGUACUGAGGACAAAGACUCUGUGAUGGAGAAGAAGAAGAUCAAAACGGACAUGGCAAGGUGUCUGAUCGACAUGGUUAUCGGGAAAGGGGAGAAACAAAGUCGGAUAAUGAUUGAAAGUAUGAAGAAGAGGGACCCUGACUUAUGCUCCACCCUGGGUCUGAUCUCUUCUCCUGCUGGUGUGGGACAAAUAUCCGAUAAGACGGUGGUAAAGCCAAGGACACAAAACAAAGGGGAGCUUCAAAGGAUCCAUUCUGAAUUUGUGAAGACAGUUAAAAUCGCAGUUAUCAGAGGUCUCCUGGAUGACCUUUUGCAGCAGAAAGUGUUCAGUACUGAGGACAAAGACUCUGUGAUGGAGAAGAAGAAGAUCAAAACGGACAUGGCAAGGUGUCUGAUCGACAUGGUUAUCGGGAAAGGGGAGAAACAAAGUCGGAUAAUGAUUGAAAGUAUGAAGAAGAGGGACCCUGACUUAUGCUCCACCCUGGGUCUGAUCUCUUCUCCUGCUGGUGUGGGACAAAUAUCCGAUAAGACGGUGGUAAAGCCAAGGACACAAAACAAAGGGGAGCUUCAAAGGAUCCAUUAUGAAUUUGUGAAGACAGUUAAAAUCGCAGUUAUCAGAGGUCUCCUGGAUGACCUUUUGCAGCAGAAAGUGUUCAGUACUGAGGACAAAGACUCUGUGAUGGAGAAGAAGAAGAUCAAAACGGACAUGGCAAGGUGUCUGAUCGACAUGGUUAUCGGGAAAGGGGAGAAACAAAGUCGGAUAAUGAUUGAAAGUAUGAAGAAGAGGGACCCUGACUUAUGCUCCACCCUGGGUCUGAUCUCUUCUCCUGCUGGUGUGGGACAAAUAUCCGAUAAGGCGGUGGCAAAGCCAAGGACACAAAAUAAAGGAAAUGGAGGCCUGAAAAGAAAUGGAAAUAAAUCAGAAGAAGUGGCCAAUAAGAAACCUUGCACGGUUGAUGUGUCAGACAGCAUCACUGAAAACCGCUCCAUAGGGAAGACUCUGACUGACAAGGAGCUCAUGAAUGUGGCCAAAACGCUGGGAAAUGAGUGGGAGCAGAUUGCCAUCCAUCUGCAAAUAACGACCAAAGCUUUGGAGGACAUCAAGGCAGAACAUAGAUCUGUGGCCAUGCAGAAGCUGAAGAUGUUGGUGAUGUGGAAGUGCCGAAGACCACCAGGAGAGGCCACAGCUCAGGACCUGCUGAAAGGUCUGGAAGACCUGGAGGACGUACCGGCCGAGACUCGUCAGUUAUUGACAGAACUUGUGCAGAAUCGUUCUAAACCUGUUAAGAAGAAGAAGCCGCCAUGCAGUAGCGGACAGGAGAGCCUUCCUGUCGAACUGUCCUCGUCUCCGCCCCUCAAAAAGCCUGCUAGUGACGGGAUGCUGGCAGGUGAAAAAACCGAAAGGAAAAGCUGCAAUCGCUCACAAGGAAAGGCCAAAGCAAAGGACCCGCUGAGAGGACAAAUAUCCAAUAAGACGGUGGUAAAGCCAAGGACACAAAACAAAGGACUUGUACAGAAUCGUUCUAAACCUGUUAAGAAGAAGCUGUCAUGCAGCGCACAGGGGAGCCGUCCUGGUGAGCUGUCCUCGUCUCCGCCACCCAAAAAGCCCAAAAGCGACGACACGCUGGGGACGAGUCUCACAGAAGACACGGCAAGCAUGCCCGUGGUGGACAGCUAUGAAGAGGAGGACUGUUCUGAUUCUGGAGAGCAGAGCCAAGGACGAAAGAGUAGUAAGUCAGGACUUCGAUCUAAACCUGUUAAGAAGUCGUCACACAGUAGCGGACCGGGGAGCCGUCCUGCUGAGCUGUCCUCGUCCCUGCACCUCAAAAAGCCGGCUAGUGACGGGACGCUGGCACUUGGGGACGACAAGACGGUAGUGAAGCCAAAGAAACAAACGAGAGCCAGAAAUAAUGAAACCUGCUCUGCAGGUCAGGAUCUGUCUGAUGAGCAGCUCCGGGAUGUUGCAAAAACGCUGGGACAGAAGUGGGAGCAGGCAGCCCUCUACCUGGGGCUGAAGAACAAAGAUCUGGACGACAUCAAGAAAGAAAAGAGAGAAUUCAUGCAGAUACGGAACAUGUUGCGGCUGUGGAAGGACCGAAGACCAGGAAAGGCCAAAGCACAGGACCUGCUGAGAGGUCUGGAAGGCCUGGAGGACCUACCGGUCGAGACUCGUCUGUUAUUGAAAGGAGAGCAGAGCCAAGGACGAAAGAGUAGUAAGUCAGACGCCAGUGCUGAGAUUGCUGAAGAUGAUGAAGAGGAAAUGCACGUCAAGUCACAACGUGAAAAAUUCAAAGCAGCUCAGCAGAGCCCUGAGUAUGUGAAGGUUACCCCAACGGAGAUUUCAAAGCAGAGCUCCAAUCCCAUCAUUCCCAGCAGUCGUCCGGUGCAGCACGAAGGGGCUGUGCUCGUUUACAAGGAGCUGAAGAGACAAUGCCGAACGGACCACAUCUUCCGCGUGUUUUUGUCCUUGAACACCAUCCCUGAGACCGAGGCUGUUAAAGAACAGCUGCUAAAAACUGGUAAGGAAUGGAUCGAGAUUGACAAAUCACCCCGCUGUUUGCUGGAAGAGAAGGUCUACCACCUCACAAGCGAGCCAGAAGGGCAAAUUGAACACAAGAAUCAAAAAUUCACCACUGCAGUUUUAGCAUGUAGGGGCUAUUUUGUAGCACGCUUCAGUGAGAGUCCUCCUUUCAUAUUGUUUCUCAUGGACUCUGACUCUGAUGAACCUUUGUGGUCUGCAACAAUCCGAGAAGAGGAUUGGAAAGGCAAGAAUGGUUCUCAUUUGAAGAUGAACCAGGUGGCCAACAACAGAGGGAGAGGAGAGCAGAGCCAAGGACAAAAGAGCAGUCACUCAGGCAGCAACACUGAAACCCGCUCCGCAGGGCAGGCUCUGACCGAUAAGGAGCUCCUGAAGGUGGCCGAAACGCUGGGACAGGAGUGGGAGCAGGCGGCCCUCCACCUGGGGCUGAAGACCAAAGAUCUGGACGACAUCAAGGCAGAACAUAGACCUGUGGCCAUGCAGAAGCAGAAGAUGUUGGUCCUGUGGAAGCGCCGAAGACCAUCAGGAGAGGCCACAGCACAGGACCUGCUGGAAGGUCUGGAAGACCUGGAGGACCUACCGGUCGAGACUCGUCAGUUAUUGUCAGAACUUGGAAGGAUUGGCUCUAAAUUAGUCUACACGUUGUCGGACCACGAUGUCAUCAAUCUCCUGCGUUACCUUAGGGAGAUGAAUGUGUUGAAUGACGAGGAGAAGAAGACUGUAGAGUGGAAGACGACCAGAGAAGACAAAGCACGUUGUCUCAUUGAUACGGUGAUGAAGAAAGGGGAGAGAGAAAUAAGCCUGAUGGUUGAUUAUCUGACGGCAAGGCAACCUGAACUAUGCUUAACCCUUGGUCUGACACCAACUUCUUCUCGGAUCAAACUUCAAAGGAUUCGCUCUAAAUUAGUCUACAUGUUGUCAUACAACGAUUUCAUCAAUCUCCUGCAUUACCUUAGGAAGAUAAAUGUGUUGAAUGACGAGGAGAAGAACACUGUAGAGGGGAAGACGACCAGAGAAGACAAAGCACAUUGUCUAAUUGAUACAGUAAAAGAGAAAGGGGGGAAAGCAAGUAGCGUGAUGGUUGAUUAUCUGACGGAGAAACACCCUGAACUAUGCCCAACCCUGGAUCCGACCAAAACUGCUCAGAUCAAACUUGGAAGGAUUGGCUCUAAAUUAUUCGCCAUGUUGUCGGACCACGACGUCAUCAAUCUCCUGCAUUACCUGAGGGAGAUGAAUGUGUUGAAUGACCAGGAGAUGAAGACUGUAGAGGGGAUGAUGACCAGUAAAGACAGAGCACGUUGUCUCAUUGAUACGGUGAUGGAGAAAGGGGAGAGAGCAAGUAGCCUGAUGGUUGAUUAUCUGACGAAGAGGCACCCUGAACUAAGGAUAGGGUUUGGUGGGGAUCCGUCAUUCAGUAGCAGACAGGAGAGUUCUGGUCUGAUGUCCCCGUCUCUGCCCCUCGAAAUGCAUGAAGGCGACAGCGAGCUGGAACCUCUGAUGACAUCAGGCAGUAGCAGCCAGUGGAGCUUGUCCAAGCCUGAGCUGUCCGGCCCUGUGGACUCUGAGUCGUCACUUCCAUUUGAAAAGCUUGGUAGCGCGCAGGAACUUGGAAGGAUUCGCUCUAAAUUAGUCGACAUGUUGUUGGACCAAGAUGUCAUCAAUCUCCUGCGUUUCCUUCGGGAGAUGAAUGUGUUGAAUGACGAGGAGAAGGAGACUGUAGAGGGGUGGAUAACAAGUGAAGGCAAAGCACGUUGUCUCAUUGAUACGGUGAUGAAGAAAGGGGCGAGAGAAAGUAGCGUGAUGGUUGAUUAUUUGACGGAGAGACCCCCUGAACUAUGGCCGACCCUGGGUCUGACCCCAACUUCUGCUCUGAUCAAACUUGGAAGGAUUCGCUCUAAAUUAGUCCACACGUUGUCAGACCACGAUGUCAUCAAUCUCCUGCGUUUCCUUAGGGAGAUUAAUGUGUUGAAUGACGAGGAGAAGAAGACUGUAGAGGGGAAGACCACCAGAGAAGACAAAGCACGUUGUCUCAUUUAUUCAGUGCUGGGGAAAGGGGAGAGAGCAAGUAGCCUGAUGGUUGAUUAUCUGACGGCGAGGCAACCUGAACUAUGCUUAACCCUGGGUCUGACCCCAACUUCUGCUCGGAUCAAACUUGAAAGGAUUCGCUCUAAAUUAGUCGACAUGUUGUCUUACAACGAUUUCAUCAAUCUCCUGCAUAACCUUAGGAAGUUAAAUGUGUUGAAUGACGAGGAGAAGAAGACUGUAGAGGGGAAGACGACCAGAGAAGACAAAGCACGUUGUCUAAUUGAUACGGUAAAAGAGAAAGGGGGGAAAGCAAGUAGCGUGAUGGUUGAUUAUCUGACGGAGAAACACCCUGAACUAUGCUCAACCCUGGAUCCGACCAAAACUGCUCAGAUCAGGUUUGGUGGGGAUCCGUCAUUCAGUAUCAAACAGGAGAGUCCUGGUCUGAUGUCCCCGCCUCUGCCCCUCGAAAUGCAUGAAGGCGAUAGCGAGCUGGAACCUCUGAUGACGUCAGGCAGUAGCGGACAGGGGAGCUUGUCCAAGUCUGAGCUGUCCGGCCCUGUGGAUUCUGAGUCCUCACUUCCAUUUGAAAAGCUUGGUAGCGCGCAUGACAAAGUCUAUGAAACCCGCUCCCCAGGGCAGGAUCUGUCAGAUAAGCAGCUCCGGGUUGUUGCACAAACUCUUGGACGAAGGUGGGAGAAGGCGGCCCUCCACCUGGGGCUGACGGAUGAAGAUCUGGACGACAUCAAGAAAGAAGAGAUGGCUGAGUUCAAGCAGAGACGGAAGAUGUUGCGCCUGUGGAAGGAGCAAAGACCAGGAAAGGCCACAGCACAGGACCUGCUGAGUGGUCUGGAAGGGCUGAAGGUCCUACCGGUCAAAACUCGUCGGUCAUUGGAAGGACUGAUAAAGAAUACAUCUGCUGGUCUGAUGACGUCAGGCAGUAGCGGAGUGUGGAGCUUGUCCAAGUCUGAGCUGUCCGGCCCUAUGGACUGCGGGUCGUCGUUUCCAGCUGAAAUGCCAGGUAGCUCACAUGAUAGAGACUCUCAAACCUGCUCCCCAGGGCAGGAUCUGUCUGAUGAGCAGCUCCGGGAGGUUGCAAAAACGCUGGGACAGGAGUGGGAGCAGGCAGCCCUCCACCUGGGGCUGAAGAACAGAGAUCUGGACGACAUCAAGAAAGAAAAGAAAGUAUUCAUGCAGAGACGGAACAUGUUGCGGCUGUGGAAGCGCCAGAGACCAGGAAAGGCCACAGCUCAGGACCUGCUGAGAGGUCUGGAAGACCUGAAGAACCUUCCGGUCGAGGCUCAUCGGUUAUUGAAAGACUUUGCAUGUUUAAGAAUUCCGACAUGCAGUAGCGGACAGGAAAGUCGUCCUGGUAAGCUGUCCUCGUCUCUGCCCCUCAAAAGGCAUGGUAGUGAAAGCACGCUGGACUUGGCAUCUUUAAGAAUUUCGACAUACAGUAGCGGACAGGAAAGUCGUCCUGGUAAGCUGUUCUCGUCUCUGCCCCUCAAAAGGCAUGGUGGUGAAAGCACGAUGGACUUGGCAUCUUUAAGAAUUCCGACAUGCAGUAGCGGACAGGAAAGUCGUCCUGGUAAGCUGUCCUCGUCUCUGCCCCUCAAAAGGCAUGGUAGUGAAUGCACGCUGGAUGCCAGUGCUGAGAUUGAUGAAGCUGAUGAAGAGGAGAUGCACUUCAAGACACAUUGUGAAAAAUGUAAAGCAGCUCAGCAGAGUCCUGAGUAUGAGAAGGUUACCCCAAUGAAGAUUUCUAAGUGGAGCUUUGAGGUACAGCUGGAAGGCGAGGGGACCUAUGAGUGUUCGGCUACAGGUCUGGUGUUUGAAGUGUCGGAGCAGGCUCUGGUCCGCUACUCGGUCCUGACCUGGUCUGAAUUCUCUGAGUUCCUCGGGGACUCCUGGAGACCUGCUGGAUCGAUUUAUGAUGUGGAUGUGGAGGAUCCAUCUGUGCUCAAGUUUAUCCAUUUCCCACACUCUCUGUGCCUUGCUGAACCAUUGCAUGAGCUGAGCUUCAGUGUUCUGCAUGUAAAGGAACGCCAUCCCAACAUUGAGUCGACGGUGGACUUCACGGCGAGCCAUGUUAAAUGGCGCGUGUCCUCGCUCUCUCUCCUGGGUCUCAUUCUGAGCAGCAUUCGGAGAUGCUUUCUGAGCAUAUGGAAUUGGAAGCACCAUGGGUUGGUGCUGAUUUACAAGGAGCUGAACAAAAAAUACUUCAUCCUCCAAGUGUAUUUGGGCUCGAACAGCAGUUCUGAGAUCAAGGCUAUUGAAGAACAGGUGCUCAAGGCCAGGAAGAAUGGCACCAGGAUUACAGAAACGUACAAACAUCUCACCUGUAGGCUGGAAGAGAAGUUCUACUGCCUCACUUGUGAGCCAGAUGGACAAAUUGAACCCACGAAUCUUGAAUUCACCACUGCAGUGUUAGGACUGAAGGGCUUUUUUAGAGUACGCUUCGGGAAGCUUCCUCCUUUCAAAUUGUUUCUCAAGGACUCCGUGAUAAACGAACAUUUCCCCUUUUUGAUUUUUACAAUCGAAGAAGAUGAUUGGCACAGUGAGGAGAAACCAGAAGUGACAUCUGAUCUCCCAUCUUCACCUCGCCUCUCUCUGGAGCAUCCUGCAGGUCAAGCAACAUCCAGCACUACAUCCAGCCCUCCAGCUCCCUCCAGGGCAACACAGGCUGCAGGACAUCCAACAUCCAGCACCACAUCCAGCCCUCCAGCUCCCUCCAGGGCAACACCGGCUGCAGGACAUCCAACAUCCAGCACUACAUCCAGCCCUCCAGCUCCCUCCAGGGCAACACAGGCUGCAGGACAUCCAACAUCCAGCACUACAUCCAGCCCUCCAGCUCCCUCCAGGGCAACACCGGCAGAAGGAAACGAAGGCCGGAAAAGAAGAAGAAGUGAAUCAGAAGAAGAAGUGGCCAAAAAGAAACCUUGCACGGUGGAUGGGUCAGACAUAAGCACUGAAAGCCGCUCCACAGGGCAGACUCUAUCUGAUAAGGAGCUCCUGCAGGUGGCCAAUACGCUGGGACAGGAGUGGGAGCAGGUGGCCCUCCACCUGGAGCUGAAGAACAAAGAUCUGGAAGACAUCAAGGCAGAACAUAGCACUGUGGCCAUGCAGAAGCAGAAGAUGUUGGUGCUGUGGAGGGGCCGAAGACCACCAGGAGAGGCCACAGCUCAGGACCUGCUGAGAGGUCUGGAAGACCUGGAGGACCUACCGGUCAGGACCCGUGAGUUAUUGACAGGACAUGUAGACGACCAGACGUUGGUAAAGCCAAGGAAACAAAACAAAGGAAAUAUAUCCGAGAAGACGGUGGUAAAGCCAAGGAAACCAAAAAGAGUGGAGCUUCGAAUGGUCCGUUGUGAAUUUGUGAAGACAGUUAAAAUCUCAGUUAUCAGAGGUCUCCUGGAUGACCUUUUGCAGCAGAAAGUGUUCAGUACUGACGACAAAUACUCUGUCAUGGAGAACGAGAGGAGCAGAAAUGACCGAGCACGGUGUCUGAUCGAUAUGGUGAUCGGUAAAGGGGAGAAAGCAAGUCGGAUAAUGAUUGCUAGUAUGAAGAAGAAGUACAAUGACUUAUGCUCCACCCUGGGUCUUAUCUCUUCUCCUGCUGGUGUGGGACAUGUAGACGACAAGACGGUGGUAAAGCAAAGGAAACAAAACACAGGAAAUGGAGGCCGGAAAAGAAAUGGAAGUAAAUCUGAAGAAGUGGCCAAUAAGAAACCUUGCAAGGUAGAUGUGUCAGAUAGCAUCACUGAAACCCACUCCACAGGGCAGACUCUGACUGACAAGGAGCUCAUGAAUGUGGCCGAUACGCUGGGACAGGAGUGGGAGCCGGCUGCCAUCCACCUGGAGCUAACGACCAAAGAUUUGGAUGAAAUCAAGGCAGAACAUAGACCUGUGGCCAUGCAGAAGCUGAUGAUGUUGGUGCGGUGGAAGUGCCGAAGACCACCAGGAAAGGCAACAGCACAGGACCUGCUGAAUUGUCUGACUGACCUGAAGCACCUACCGGUCGAGACUCAUUUAUCAGUUAUUGACAGAAUUGAUGAAGUGCCAUAGUGAACUAGAUGGCUCUGUCCAAAGAAAACAGUGAAGAUAUGCAGAAUAACCUGAAACAGUGAAGCUGUCUGUGAAUGCAUCCUGGUCGUUGGGAUACGGCCAGAUGAUGACGACAGAAAGACUAUUCAAAAGUGUAAGCAGCC